AUGAUCACAGCAAGCAAAAUUAACAGGUGGUGGCGCUGAACACAGAACUUGGUUUAUUUCAAUCAUCGUGUGCCUUAAACGUUUGUUUUAAUCAACAUACCAAUUCUAAUGGAAUGAGUUUAAUUACCAAGCUGCCAUUGUUCACAAUUGUAAAGUAGAACCCACUGAUGUAAGUAAGACCAGUGCAACUUUUCAUACCAGCAUAUAUUUUAUAUACCACUGUAUUCGUUCGUGUCAACGGCAUUAUUUGUUGAAUGCAUCCCGUAGUCACAUCGGUGUCAAUCUCUGGACGGUGUUUAAAAUGUUGGAGUUUCCACUCACACGUCAGAUAUGUAAACAUCAACUGGCAUUUUUGUGUUUGAUGACCCCACUGAUAUCAAUGGAUGACCUCAGCGUGAGUGAGGGACUGCUGCUAGCUAUGUUGUGUGACGGUGAUAUCGAACAAAACCCAGGACCAUUCAAGUCAAAGCAUAAGAAAUCUGCCUCGGCCGAAGAAUUGAACUCGCUUUCUGUCAGUAUGUCGAAAGUGGUUGAAAUGCUGCACACUGCCAAUGAGAAUAUCGCUGAAUUAAACAAUAAGUUAGAUGGUCAGCAGAUUGACUUUGGUCAAAUGCAAGAUAUACAAAAAACCAUAGAAGCAGAGGUGUACCAAUUAAAAAAAGAAAACGGAGAGUUGAAAAAAAUGGUAAACGGCCAAUCGGAGGUGUUAGAUAGUUUAUCACGCUGCAAUAACGUUAGGAUAUUUGGAAUCAAUGAAGACGAUCAAGAAGACGAACCCAAAGUGGCUAGCAUACUCAGCCAUCACCUUGGUAUGGUGAUUGGACCGAAAACAAUCGAGUGUGUAUACCGAGUUGGCAAACCAAAAGAUGGAUACACACGAGCUGUUAUUGUCAAGUUUCACUCCUGGAAAGAUAAAAUGUUUGUCCUGCACAACAAACUGCGCUUUAGGGAUACACAGUAUUUUCUGGUUGAUGAUAUGAACAAUAAGUAUGGGGAGCACAAGAAGCUGCCACAAGCCAGGCGGAAUCGUCCUCCCUCAUGGGCUAAAGAUAUCCACCAAACUCACGAUGGUAGUAUUUUGGUUCACAAUCCUUACGCUCCAAGUGGAGGCGGCGGUGGCACUGGGAGAGGAGGACCUUCUGGUAGCUUAAUGUCUCCUCGUAGUUCUUGGUAUGGUGGACAGUACGGUGCCAAUGGUAACUUUUCUCGUGGUGGAUGGAAGCGAAUGAGUUUACCCAGUCCAGGCACACAUCUUGGUGCUUACAAUGCAGGACAGCCACUGAUUGGUAAUGAACUUCUGAGUCCCACAAGUGAAAGUGGAACUGAUGGGAUGUCAAUCAAAGAUGUCUGUGACCGGCUUCUCACACUGGAAGGUAUCGACCAACACAUGAUACCUAAAUAUCAAGCCAGAGUCGCUGAAAACAAUAUUAAUGGGCAUGUCUUACUUCAGUGUGACGUUGAUGAACUCAAGAAGGUUCUGGGAAUGACAUUCGGCGAUUGGCAACUAUUCCGUGCAAUGGUAAUUAGGAUACGGAACCAGGAAAGAAUGAGAUGCGGUGAUUUCUGUGAUGGAAGCGAUAUUGCUAUGGCUGAUAUAGAAGGUCAGGAAGGUGGACAUUUGAGAGUGCCUGGACCAGAUAGCUUUUUAACACUGAGUUAUGAAGAGUUAAGACCUAUAAGUCUGUUAGCGUCCAACUCACCGAGGUCAUCACCCAAGCUGGAUGAGUCUCCUACAGCCAAUCCACCAGAUGGACCGUUCAGUCAGAGUCAUGAUGGAGUGUCGGAAAACUUGCACCAUAACGUGAACGUACAGUUUGAUAAACUGCAAUGCAGGACGAUACCGAACCAUUCCAAAGAAGAGAAAAAGAAGCACGGGAAGUCUGUUGUGCUGAAGAAUGUAUCUGAUGAAAACUUCGAACUGAAUACUAUUGUGAUACAUAGCAAUGGGAGUAACUCGACCAACAACUCUGCAAAAGACCUCCUGGCUGCUAAAAAGGAGAAGGAUGAAGAUAUGACAGAGAACACAUUAGCAAAGACAGACCAAGAACCUGAACCAGUCAGGGGCAGACCACAUAUCAACAAACCUAAAGGAAAGCCCAGUAACAUGGCAUAUACCAUGUCAUACAUAAGCGAUUUCUCAAGUGCUGAGAGCCUCCAGAAUAUUCAAGACAGAGCAAAUGGUCAGGACCACCUCCUUGAUCAUCAGAAAGACGGUCAGUUCCUGGAGGAGCUGCAGAAAUUGAAGAAAAAGAUGUCCCUCAGCAAGGAGAGUCUGAGCAAGAAAGGGGAGGAGGCUGAUAAUGAGAUGUCCCCUCUUUUAACUCCAGUGGAAAAAAGAAAAAUUCCAAAAGGUCGUCCUAAGUUACUGCGAAGUCUUGAGAGUCUAGACUUUGAUACUGAAGAUAUCCCAUUGAUAGAUGACAAUGAUGUGGAGGAUAGUUUUAGAGAAGAAAGGGCAGAAAGCGAAGAGGGACAAUUGGAUGAAAAUGGGAUUGAUAAUCGAAGAGACACCCUUGCUGAUGAUGUGAACGGUGAAGAGCUGCACAUUGUGGAGGACGAAGUACCGCAGCAGACUGCCAGUGGAGAUGCAAAUACAUUUCUAAAUGUCAGACCCAGAGUACCAUCUAAUGGAUCAAAUUUCUCAAGCGUUGAGAGAAAAGGUAAAGAGGUUGAUCAUUUGUUUAAAUUUCUGGAUAACGAGGAGAAUAAUUUUGGCAGUUCACGGCAAGAUGGGGGAAAUAUUUCAGAGAUGUUAGAGGUUGACCGCAAUGGGAGAGAAAGGAGUAGCAGUAUGGAUGCUACAGUUGGAUCAAACAGUGAAAGACGUAGCUCAAUAAGUAGUAUUCCGCUGGCUACGUCCCCAGAUGAGGCAGAAGAUGAUGAGAGUGAUGCUAAAGGGGUGGAAAGUGAUUCUUUAUCUUUGCAGAGUAAACUGGAAGAUGUAAAUGAAGUAUCACCUAGUCCAUCGGAACCCACAGCUACGUCAACACCAGUGUCUCAGCUGGAGGCACAAGAAAGGAGGAAGCGUUUCAAUAAACCCUCGCAGUCCAUUCAGGGCUUUCCUGGUGAACAAGAAGCUGUGGCUGAAGCAAGACGACGCCCACCACUUAGAAGAAGUGCCUCUGCAUCCAGUCCAUACCGUCAUUCAGACACUUCAGCCAUGACGUACUGGGGAACACAGCGACCACGUCUUAAAACUCUGGAAGAAAGUUUUGAGGAAUACAUUAGUGUCACCACAGCAACUAACAAGAAAGUGCGGGAUAAAGAACGUCUGACAACCAACACAAAGCCGUUUCAUUUGUACAAUGCACCGUUUCGUGGCAGUGGUUAUGGGAGUCGUGCACGAGACAAUCUCAAGCGUAGGUCUGCACCUCCAAACAUGACCCAGCCGCUGGAAUUGUCUAUGCAUGAGUUGUACAUAGAAGCAAAGCCACCCAGCCCAGAAGACAAGGAAAUUGAGACUAUAACUUCCAAGAUUACCCAAACCCAGAAGGAAGGAAGUCCUCGUCAAGAUACCCAUUGCUAAUGGUGACCCAAUAUUAUAGCUAUACAUAGUUGGCAAUCUGUUAAAGGAAACAUGCAUGCAUAGAUCUCUGCUUGGGUUUGUGCUGUUGCGGCUCAGUGACUGCAUGGGAGUGGUGUUCAUAAAACACAUUGGCAGCUUCUGGCAUCUUAGCAGGCAAUUGUCCCAAUAGUUUGCAAACAUGCAUACUUUUUUUCAAUUCGCUUCAGUAAUGGCUACGUUUGAAUUAAUGCAUUCCUUGUCAGAACUCUGUUGAUAAACAGCAAAGCAAUUUAUGGGAUCCUUGUUGCUUAAAAUUAUUUAUAUACAUUUUCUGGUAAAAAUAACAUGUAUAUUUCCUGAUAAUAAUAUUUUCUAUCAAUUCAUAGAAGAAUUCCAUAAAUUGACUUUCCUCAAUUUGGGGUGCACCUACGGAAUGCAGUUGUCUUGUAUAUAAAACACAACAAACCUUUUUUUUUAUAUAUAAAUGCAGGCUCGUCAUUUUUGCACGUUUUGCAUUUUAGAAUUUAUUUUUAGUAUAUUAGAAUAAAGCCUACGAGUAAUUUCUGAGAGGAGGAUGGUAGGGAACAAUGUCAAACAUACUUCAGGAAAACUUUCCUUGAUUUGUCGUAUACAGAUAGAUGACUUUUGUUAUUAAAUGCUAUCUUGUACAUUAUACAAUCUACUACUUAGGUAGUUGUGCAACAAUC
Molecule: messenger RNA, 4212 nt
Organism: Saccoglossus kowalevskii
Lineage: Eukaryota; Metazoa; Hemichordata; Enteropneusta; Harrimaniidae
Product: kinase D-interacting substrate of 220 kDa-like
Molecular function (GO): protein kinase regulator activity; PDZ domain binding
Source: RefSeq, a predicted model, not a curated record